AUGGCCCCCCAAAACUACUCCGGCCCAUGGCAAAACUUCCCAUCCAUCGAUAAUUGGAUCGGCUUCGAAGAUAUGUUCAACCGCAACAAGCCAUCCAUGUUCGCCACGGGCGACACGGGCGAAGACGUCGGCCGCAUCUGGAAUGCCAUCAAAGAGUGUGCUAAGAUCGGCGUCGACGAGCGCGUCAUCCUCGCCAUCAUCAUGCAGGAGAGCCAUGGCGACGUCGGUGUCCAGACGACAUACAGCCCCGGCGACAACAUUCCCACCGGCGGCUUGAUGCAGUGCGGAGGCUGCGCGGGUUGCCCCGGCCAGCAUGGCGUGAGCCAGGAAGCAAUUACCGACAUGGUUCGCAAGGGCACUGAGCACUUCAAGGGUAACCUGACAGCCCAUGGUGACAAGUGGAGCGGCGAGUCCAUCUAUCCUGCUCUUCGUGAGUACAACUCAGGCAACGUCAAUCUCGGCGACCUUAGCGAUGGACGCGGUGCCACGGCUUCCUACGUCAGCGAUAUUGCGAACCGCCUCACCGGCUGGGUCAACUGA
This is a messenger RNA of Paraphaeosphaeria sporulosa, 540 nucleotides long. RefSeq lists its product as uncharacterized. The transcript is spliced from 2 exons. The coding region runs from base 1 to 540 and encodes 179 amino acids. The record is from RefSeq and is a predicted model, not a curated record. Lineage: Eukaryota; Fungi; Ascomycota; Dothideomycetes; Pleosporales; Didymosphaeriaceae.